GCACGACACUGAUUGUUAUCGUUCGUUAUUUUUUUUUUUUUCUUGACUUGAUUUUAUCGCUCAAACAAACAAAGGAGUUAAAGUAUUAAGCCUUCUAGGAACCGUUUUACCUAAUUCGGUUUUCUUAAGUUUGACUGUCUUUUCACGCACUAAUUCACACGACAUUUUCAUCGUGUUAGCAAAACAGUCGCACGCAAGGCAGGGGUCUUGUUCUGUCUUAUGCUAUCCUUUGUCUGUUUGCAGCCGCUUGUUUUAGAGACGAGACGAUGCCCUUCCAAGGACUAGGCUUAAUGCAUUCACACUAGGUUGGGAAGGGGACUUUAAUAAUUCAUAUUCAAUCUAUCAAGGCUUGCGUAAAUAUUGUUGUUUCUUAAACUUUUUACGGAAUAGUUUCGGAUACUUUUCGGAUAUUUUUCGCAAAUGUCCUCCUGUCCCCUUUUAUUUGACGAAAUAUGAAAACGUUUUUAGUUAUGUUAUUGUUUUUUCCAUUUGAAUGAGCUGCCACAAGAUAUUGUUUUAAAUUAGAUUAUUGCUAUUAUAAAUUGCGCAAGUGUGUCAAGUCACUGAAUGUCUUAAUUAGCGUUAUUCGCUUUUCGCCGUUUCGGCAUGCUCACCAGAGUUUUAAAGCGAAAAAACCUCUUCAAAAAGUGGUGUAAGUAAGGGAUAGUUUUGAAAAAUGGCACGACUGCUUAUCACCUCUUAUGUGUUACUUCAUCUCCUUUCAAAGGGCACAGUUUCAGCAUUUGAAUGCCGUGCGCUAGUCAAUUAUGACUGCACGUCUGACAAGUCACUGAAUACUAGCCGGAAAAUCCUUAAAAAAGCCAUCUUAGUUCAAGACGAUGAACAGUGCAUGAAAGAAUGCUUUUACGAGCCGGCCUGCGUAUCCUACAACAUUGGUCAAACAAACGCCGCCAUUGCGGUGCCGUGCGAGUUGAGUGCCGCUGAUCACGUGAGAGAGCCGGAUAAAUUAGUGACCAGGCCUGGGUACAACUACUGUAGCUUUAUGAACCCGUGCGAGUCAAAUCCCUGCCCUAACGACACCAGCUGUCAACCUGACUUUAAUUCCAAGCAUACGUUCUCUUGUAUCAGAGGUUGUGGCAACUAUCCCCACCCUCUUGGGAUGGAGGAUGGCACAUUGCCGGACGAAAACAUCACGGCUUCGUCUGAAAAGGAUAGAUUUCGCCUCGCCUCUUUCGCCCGUCUUCAUAACCAAAAAACAGGCAGCGGCAUCGGAGCCUGGGCUCCAGCGGUUUCCAGCACUGGAGAGUACCUCCAAGUGGACUUGGGCCGAGUCAUGUGGGUCACGCACGUAGCAACACAGGGACGACCUCCUCCUGAUUACCCUAAGUAUGUCAAGCAAUACCGAGUGAAGUACAGUCUUGUAGGCAGCGGAUGGAAAGACUUUAUGCAGGGUUCUUCAUACAAGAUCUUUAAUGGGAACACAGAUCAAGAUAGCGUGGUGACCAACGCCUUUGUUCCAGUUCUGAGAGCGCGCUAUGUGCGGAUUGUAGUGUUGGCUUGGUAUGACUUCAUCAACCUUAGAGCAGAGCUCUACGGCUGUAUGAUAUGAUGUCUAUUAUAGUUAUCAAGAUCUUGCUAUGUCUGCAUGAAUACCACUGCGUUGGUUUCCCUGGCGGCUGAGCUGUGCGGUUCUACGGUAUAAAGGCUUACUCUGUUGUAAGGACGGCUGCGCGGGAGACUAAUUUAGAAGGCAAGCCACAAUUUACACAAACUCGAAGGCGCGCUAUAAAAGAGAUGCGCCAAGGGAAAGUCGCCAUUCUCGAAAGAGCUCGUCAAGAAGAGAGCUCCGUAAAUGUUGAAAAUGGGGAGCCACAGAUCUCUAUGGUGAGAAGAAUGUUUUGCACAAAGCUUGUUAGCUCUUGAAGUAGCGUACGUAAGCGUAUCAAAAUGCGUAAAAUGUGUUAAAUUUAGAACAGGGGAAGGCGUACUGCUUUGAAAGAAAGCGGGUAGUUUCGGUUUUUCGCAAAACGCCGUUGUGGUUAAUUUUCUAUGGUGAGAAGAAUGUUUUGCACAAAGCUUGUUAGCUCUUGAAGUAGCGUACGUAAGCGUAUCAAAAUGCGUAAAAUGUGUUAAAUUUAGAACAGGGGAAGGCGUACUGCUUUGAAAGAAAGCGGGUAGUUUCGAUUUUUCGCAAAACGCCGUUGUGGUUAAUUUGCCCCCCCCCCCCCAAAAAAAAAAAAAUAUUCACAACAACAAUAACAACCGUGUCAUGCAUGCGCAAUUGAGGAAAAGUCAAGGUCUUGCAGUUAAAAAGACAACUAGACGUCCAAGUUGACGAGAUCAAGGGCCCUUGAGAAUGCUUGAGACGACAGGACAAGAGCUAUGCUUUCACUUAUAAAUAGACGAGAACGAUGUAUUUGAUUGUGAUAUAUUUUUUUCUCUUCCAUGGUAAUAAAAUACAGAACGAUGUAUGAAACAUAGGUUCAAUCUAGCUGUUGCAUGUACCGUCCGUCUUUACUUUUUUUCGAGGCACCAUCUUAACCUUUUUCGAAAAACUGCCCUCUACUGUAUUAAAACCAGAUAGAGACCCUAAUCAUGAAUUCAGAUAGUAGAGACCUUCAUCUUAAAGCGUCUGUCAUACAUUUCAAUGACUUCAAAACAUUGCCAUUGGUAAUGAUGUGAUUACAAUGAUGACUGAUGAUGAUGAUGAGAAGGAUAACAUACAUAUGGUAUAGGAUCUUUCGCCCAUUUUCUCUCACUGCUGUCAGGAGUCUGUAUAAUGAUUUAACCUACAAGACAACAUGGAAAACUGUUAUUUCUAUUCUUACUGGUAUAUCGAUUAAGUCUUGACUCGGUGUGGCCCCUGAUUCGAAUAACAAAGCACCUUCUGUUAGAAUCUCAGACCUACAGUCUGAUUCCUGCAAGCGGGUAUAUACAAACUUGUGUUUGGGGGACAAAGAAUAGCGUCCAAAACAAAUAUGUUAGAGACUUCCACCUACCGAUAGAGCUGGGCAGUACCACGAUCGUUUCCAAUGGACAAGAAGCCACUGUUUGGUGAAAAGUCAAAGGCAUUGACGUAACGCAAUGGAACCUUACUGUUAGGCCAGUUAGAGAACACAGUCAUUGAAGGGAGGUGGACCUGGGGAAGAGACCAAGGUUAGUGAAAGGAGGUGGACAUGGGGAAGAAGACACAGUCAU
Messenger RNA from Nematostella vectensis (starlet sea anemone), 3159 nucleotides. Its product is annotated as lactadherin. The transcript is spliced from 5 exons. The record is from RefSeq and is a predicted model, not a curated record. NCBI's taxonomy places the organism in Eukaryota, Metazoa, Cnidaria, Anthozoa, Actiniaria, Edwardsiidae. Bases 677 to 1570 code for a protein of 297 amino acids.